Adineta ricciae is the source of this 1536-nucleotide messenger RNA. The record is from the annotation of a GenBank genome assembly. NCBI's taxonomy places the organism in Eukaryota, Metazoa, Rotifera, Eurotatoria, Adinetida, Adinetidae.
AUGUAUGCCGACGACGAACAUCGACGUUAUGGAGACUCAACAAGACUCGAGCCGAUUGUUGAACAACAAGAUGAUGAGAUGAUUACAACUCCGACGAGCAUGUCUAGUCUUGUUACUGAUCAUUUCGAUGAGAAACGGCGGGUUCAAGAAGAAAUUCGUCAAUUUGAAGAGCUGGAAAAAGAGCUCGUUUCGAGUCGACAUGGCAUUCGGGUUAAAUUUGAUGAGAACGAUCUGUAUCAUCCGUCUCCGCAGACGACAGUUAUUAGAACAGAACCAUGUUUUCAAGUGCAUUCAUGCGAAGAUCAAGUCACCAAACAUUUCUACGCGAAUGAAUAUCAACUGAAAAUAAAUGAAAAGGCGACUCAAUCAAAAACACCAAGUGAACCCGACAGUCUCGAUGAUGAGUGUCUAAUGUCGUUUGAAGAGCCAACUCUUCAAGUUACUGAUCGAAAUACUUCUUCACCGGCAAAAUCUAUUCUUAAGAAGUCUUCACUAAAAGAUCAAUUGUCGGUUCCUGACUCGAAUGUCUCUUCUCGAUCUCGUUCACCCUCACCUACUUCGUCGUCUUCUUCUCUGAAGAAGACAUUAAAAUUCUCAACACCGUCUCAAUCUAAUCAAGUUCAACAUCUUGCUAGUGUUACAGCUAAACAAUCAUCUUGCCAGUCUCCUCCAUCUAGCCGGUCAUUAUUCGAACCAACAAUCAAUAUAUUCGAUUCAUGUGACGACACUACUCGUCGUCCGUCUCGACUUCGCUAUUAUAUCAAACCAUAUCGAGGAGAUACUUAUAUUCAUCCGAAUAUAACCAAGCCACAAUCUCGAUCAUUAUCGGAGCAACGAUUCUCUCAUUACCCUGAACCUACUGUUUGGUAUACCUUUGCAAAUCAAUACAGCCGACCGCUGAAUCGUAGACAACAUGUUUCAUGGUCACCGGUUCGGGAAUACAUUCAUCAGGGAAGAGACAAACUUGGGAAAACUCUAACGAAAAAGAAAGAGGUAUUUCUAUCUCCUUUAUCAAAUCGUUCUUCAAGCAACCCGUGCCUACGGAGUUCUUCAUCUUCUAUGAUACCCAUCUCUAUUCGUUAUCGAUCGCCACAGAUACUUUGCCCGCCGUCAGUAGACUCGUACGAAACAUCUUCCAUGACCAAUUAUUCUCUCACACCGACUUCUCAGUACGAAGAGAAACAAGAAGUUCGAUUUUCAUCGAGUUCGUCCGAUCAUAUCGAUACGAUACAACGCUAUGACCGACUACUAGAAAAGAUGCGCGCAACCGAUGAACAACUAAAACGUUUAUCACGAUCGUGGGCGACUCAUACACCACUUAAAGUACCUAAUCGAUCGAAUUUAACAGCAACGAAAUCCACGAAUAAUAAGGACUUGAUUUCACCGAUGAUUUUUCAGGUGUGUCUCAUUAUUCUCGUGGUUUUCAAUCUACUUGCUGUUUACUAUUUUAACGAAAUUAACAUUCUAUGGAAUCGCUUUGUUGCACAUCGAGAACUUCAUGAACAGUUGGAUGAGGAGAUGAGUACUUUUGAAUAG